Messenger RNA from Pezoporus occidentalis (night parrot), 4976 nucleotides. It is a transcript of the gene TMEM207, whose product is annotated as transmembrane protein 207. The record is from RefSeq and is a predicted model, not a curated record. The transcript has 5 exons. Lineage: Eukaryota; Metazoa; Chordata; Aves; Psittaciformes; Psittacidae. Bases 153 to 620 code for a protein of 155 amino acids.
GAACCCAAAUCCACGCCCUGGCUAGCAGUAAUUUCUAAAGCGCAGGAACCCAUUUGGUAGUGUGGUUUUUGGCUGAAGGCACAACAUGCAAAGAAGUUUUAAAAGCUCCAAAUUACAGAGGGUAAAACACUGCUGCAAACAAAGCUCUUCCCAUGUUUCUCCUGCUAGUGAUGCAAAGACCUGGAGCUUUGUGUCUCACUUCAUGGAUCACAGGAACUGGAGUUCUGUGUUUAAGCUUCUUGCAGUUAGCAGACUCUGCGUCGGACUGUGAGCUUGGUGAGAGGUGCAUCAGGCAAAGUGAUGAAAACUUUAGCAGCUGGUAUGUGUGGUUCCUGAUGUUGUUUUUCCUGGCCUUGCUUCUGUCUUGCGGGAUCUGCUGCUGCCUGCAGUGCUGGCUGAAACGGCGGAGCUGCCUUCCCCACCGGCGCACCCAGACUGUCUUCGCACUCAGCAGUUCAGACGCCUUUUGUGCGAGUGAAGCACCUCAGUGUCUGUUCUCUGGAUCUCUGAGCCCCUGCAUGACCACAGAGAUGUCCUCUUCUCCUGCCCCACGGUUCAGCCUUGGGGAAACUGAGUUGCCUCCAUCCUAUGAGGAUAUUAUGAAGGAAAACAAGCUCUAGACACCACAUGUUUGCUUUCUGUGAUUCCACUUUUUCCAUCAGAGAUCUUCCAUUAUGCUAUAGUAGCGUGAGAUCAAAUCAGCCCUUUCUGCAGGCUGGCCAAGAGACUGAAAGGCAGCACAUACUUCUUCUAAACCUAAAACGUAAGACUAAAUGUAACAGAAUAAAUGCCAAAAGCAUGUGUUGAAUUUGUCACAGGAACUCAACCUGACAUUUUGAUGGGGCUCUGGGUUUCAAGAAGCUCCCUCAAAGGCUUGUCUGCACUCAGGGUUUCUGUCUCAGCCUCCAGAUUUAUCUCUGUAAGGUUGCUUGAGCUGGUGCAAACCUGUGCAGUUUAGGACCGAAUGUUGAUAAAUGACUUGAUAGUUCCUUCUCAGACUUGGGCUGCCUCUUUCAUUCGGCAGGGUGCCAACAAACACCCUCUGGCAAAGUCAUGUUGUUCUAAUACAUUGUAAUGCAAUCAUGCCACUCUGUGAUGAAGGAUCCUUUGCCACAUUUAAAAGAUUUAGCACAACAUAUCAGAUUUGCCUAGUGUGAAAAGCAGCAAAUUUAUAGCCAGGGAAGGGAAAACAAGAGAUGGGGAUUAUGGAGAGAGCAUCAGAAGCAAGAGGUGGUUAGAGAGCACAGAAAAAAAAGUGAGUUUGCUCAUUUGAACUGUUCUUAAUUUCAUAGUGACUGUCUUCAGCUACUCUUGCCCUAGAACUGCAGACCUGCAGGGUUUAAAUUGCCCAGGACCCAUAUGGCAGUUCCCCACAGACAUGAAUUAUGGAGUUAUGUAUUUGGUGCUUAGCUACAGAAAUUUAUUGGGAUAAAGAAUGUAAUUUUCUUUGAGAUGACCACUGCAGGCUGGAUGGAAAGAGAUUUUAAGAAGCCAUCCAGACUGCCUUAUACUCAAGAAGGAUCAGCACUGCAUUCUUAGGAGGUAUUAGCCUGCACAGUUCUCAAAUUGCUGGGGAAAGAUGCUGAAUUUCCCCCUGAACUGGAUUCCAAAUGAAAGUAAAGAUGUCCUUUGUCAUGGACAGGUCACUGAAGGCUGGAUUCAGCCUGUCUGACCUCUCCACCUUUGAUCUGAUCUCUCAAUGGCAAGGGCUGGAGGCUGCACUCAGAUCUCUCUUGGUAUAGAAGGUAAAUAUCACACCCAGUACCGUGCACCGCAUGCCUGUAGAGCAUGGGCUCACACUAAAAGUGGGCAGCUGGGCUCAUGUUAGGUACCACAGAAGACUAACGGAAGCCCACAGCCUGCCUUGUGGAGCAGCUCCCCACCUGUAGAGUGUGGUUAGUACCAGUUCCCCUGCUCAGGAAGGAAACUGGGAAGAUAAAUCCACUAAAGGUUAUGAAGUGCUCACAUAUUUUCUUAAUGAGGCUAUAUAAGUAUCUUCACUAGAUAAGGAAUUACAGCUUAUUUUGAGAGAGAAAUUCUCUGCCAGCACCACCGCAAAUUAUGUCCAUAAAAUCUUAUUUUAGAGGCAGCUUUACUGUUUGACUGUUGUGUGAAAGGAAAUAAAUGUUACCGUAGCAAACUGAAUGUUUGUGCCAGCAGGCUAAAAUAUUACAGGAUAUAUUAAUAAGAAAAAUUAGCAAGUACAGACUCAGCCAGCAGAGAAGCUGAACAAUUCUUGAGUGUCCUUUCGCUGGCUGAGCUUACUAGGAAUUGCAGCUAAUCAGCACCUCCCAGGAUCAGACCUUUUCUAUACAUAAGUGCUUCCAAUACUCACCCCCUUCAAUUUAUGCCCUGAAGCAUGAGAUUUGAUUAUGUUUGUCACUUCAGCUUGCAUAGCCUUUCUACUGGGCAUUAAAUCAGCCAUUGCUUCCUUCUGUCCUAUACACUGCAUUUGCCUCAGUGACCCCCUCGGUGGAAGUUAACUCCACAGGUUGUCUGCAUUAUAUGCUGCAUAAAACAUUACCGUCUCCCGCUUAUUAAUUGCUUGCUUCUAAAUAAAUUGCUGCCUGUAAUUUCAUUGAAUGUCACCUUCUAAUCAAACGGCUGGAGAGGCUAACAAGCAACGACUGCUCUAAUUUCAGUGCCUCCAUCGCUCUUCAUCCCUCUUUUACAAGCUCCAGGAAGUGGCACUCAUUACAGAGGCAAUAAAUCCUUGCCCAGCAGAGGGCAAGCGAGGCUUUCAGCAACGCACCGAGGAGGCUUCUGCUCUCGGACAAACGUUCGUGGGAACAGGUUCUUGUUUCCCUGAUACAAGUGUUCAUUCAAGCGCACUCAGCUUCAUGUUUUGGGUGUUUUAAUUAUUCACAAAAGGAAUAAAAUUAUUCCGUCAAAACUGUAUCAAGUGGCUUAUAGUAAAGCAGGCUGAUGGGUGUCACAAAAUUAGGCUCCAGACAGAAUCACCAGCAUGGGGGAAGCUGUAUACUGUGGUAUUUGUGCAACAUGAUGGGAGGCAUGGGUGCUUCCAAACCCUGCUGAAGACCUGAAGUCAUCUAAAAAAAAAACCCCAAAGUUUGUGUAGGGUUGCUUAGAGGCAAUAACCUGACCUUGCUGCUGCCUUGGGGUAGGGAAGGAGAGUACCCUGAGAGGGAGCUCAGUGAGCACUGCCCUGGACCUUAGCUUCUUCAUCACUGAAAUGGACAAAAGCAUGGAUUUCUUCCUUCAUUCUACAAAUGUGUUUGGGAUAGUCUUGCCAAUCUACUGUUGCCCACAAAAGCUUGCCACCUGCUCCCAGGUGCUCCAGCAGAAUGGACCAGGAUACCCAAACCUCAGUUCCCAUUCUUACAAAAGCAGAGAUUUUGGCUGGUAUGUUUUUCUAAGCACUCAGCCCUUAAUGAAGGCAGUUAAUGCAGUAUGGAUGAUGUUUUCUGAGUUAUAAGUAAAGAUGAACCAUUUCUUUAUAAUUCAUUUUAAGAAUAGGGUGCACUUUGGAAAAACACUUGUUCUGCUGUGGCCUUCUGGCUGCCACUCAGCCUCUGACUUACACUUCCUUCUGACUUUGAGAAGAAGUGGCAAACUGCUUUAGGAGACCCCAGAAAACACUAGAAGGCUGAUGUAUUUGGGGAUGGGAACUUGCCAGUAAGCCUUGAGAGGGGGAAACAGGAGGAGUGCAGAGGAGCUAAUUGCUCAGUAACCAUCUGAAAGCAAAAGACAAAGGGAAUGUGGUGAGGUGCACAGUUGGACUUUCACCUCUGCACAUCAAGAACAGAACAAUAAAGUCAUAAACUGGCUCCCAGGCAAAACAGAGCAAAACCAUAGGCAGCUGAAUCAUAAAAGGGGAUCAGUCAGAGCUGCCAGGAGGGUUGCACAUGAAAGGUGGGAAAAUACUAGAAAUGCUCAUUAAUCUGUUUUUUAUUGCCAUCUGAAGACUCUGGAUUAUGGCCUAAACCCUUUUGUGCUGGGAAGGGCUAAUGACAGAUACUCCCCUUCUUUGGGUCAUAGGAUGGCACAAUUCUGGCUCUUGCUUUUCUCACUUAAAGGCAUCUUACAGCAAGGACCCAAAAGCUACUGGGAGAAAAUUGUUCUCUACUCCCAGUAGCAGUGCUCGGACAGAGUAAUUUAGUCAUUAUUUGCUUGUCCAGAAUAUUUAACAGAUGCAGAAGAGCAAACUGGGGAUGGGGCAGGGGAGGGGGAGGUCCAGCCCCAGCUGAGAGAGAAAAACUCACUUUAUUGCUGGAAUUUUACUUUUCUCACUUGGAAAGGUGAUAAAAUGACUAUAAGUAGAUGUGUUUAAACUGGGCAUAAAGUCUACAGCUGUCAAAGGGCCAUUGCUGCAGGUAGGCAGUGGGGCUUGAGGUCUGUAGCUACCAGCAAAGGUCUGGGUAGCCUCCAAAAUCCCACCCCCCUGUCCCAAUGGCUGGUCCUGUUUGUGCUACUGCCUCUUUUGUGUCCUUGCAGGAGAGCAGUGAUUUCCCCCACAGGAGUCAGAGCAGGUCACCUGGCAAAGCACCUUUCUGGAGGAAACCUGGAUAUGGGUGAGAGAAACAUGACAUUCAAAGGCAGCUGCAUUUAUUAGAUCUCACUAAUGCUACAAUAUGUAAGGAAAACAGAAUUCUUGAGUAGCAUUCUUAUCUACUGAGAAUAAUUGUUCAGAUCUACUGAAUUCAGAACUAAAUCAUAUUUCAAUGUGUGUGAAAAGGUGAGAAAUCUGUAUUUUGGGAAAUAUUCAUGCAGCUGCACUAGGAGAUAGCCUAGUUCACAAGGUCAGAGUAAGAGUGAGUUCUAAUUACAGGCAGAGUUAUUAAGAGCCCCUGUGAGCAAGGCUGAUUAAGGUAGUGAGAGGACAAAAUACUGCAUGCAGAAAAGGACAGCUAUUUCAGAUAUUGUUUUAUUAUUUCUCUCACUUGCAUGUAUCAAAAUGGGAAACCAAUACCUAUUCGUACAAAAUGAAAUCAACUUAACAAAGAGCUUACCUACAA